This is a messenger RNA of Fundulus heteroclitus (mummichog), 3180 nucleotides long. Its product is annotated as limbic system associated membrane protein. NCBI's taxonomy places the organism in Eukaryota, Metazoa, Chordata, Actinopteri, Cyprinodontiformes, Fundulidae. The record is from RefSeq and is a predicted model, not a curated record. Gene Ontology annotation, cellular component: neuron projection.
GUGAAGGCGCCAAGCAAAGCACUGAUCGGGUCUCCAGCUCUCAUAGGCUCCCCUCAGAUUGGGAUUCCUUUCCUCCGCUUGGCUUCGCCUGCAGCGCUCUCUCUUCUGGAAACUUACCGCUGGAGACGCAGCUUCGUGUGGAAGAGCGCGGAGCUUUAGCAACGGAAGACCGGACACCAUGCGUUACUUCUGGAUACCCACGGCUUGGAUCACCGGGAUCGCUUUCCUCUUUGGAUUUCAAGGCCGGAGACGCGCUUUAAGAUGCAUGUGGGGCGCAAAUCGAGUUGGAGGCAGCUGCAGGCUUCUUUUUUCAGACUGCUCUGUCUUAUCCCUACAGGAUUCCCCGUCCGGAGUGUGGAUAUGCAGCGGGCCACCGACAACAUCACCAUCCGCCAGGGCGACACGGCGAUUAUAAGGUGUUAUGUUGAUGACAAAGUGUCCAAGGUGGCCUGGCUCAAUCGAUCCAACAUCAUCUUUGCCGGUGAAGACAAGUGGUCCUUGGACCCCAGAGUAGGCCUCGUGACCAAAGGGCAGCUGGAGUACAGCCUACGCAUACAAAAGGUGGAUGUGUAUGAUGAAGGCUCGUAUACCUGCUCCAUACAAACCAAGCAGCAGCCUAAGACCUCACAGGUUUACCUCAUCGUACAAGUUCCAGCCACAAUCUACAAGGUGUCAGAAGACAUUGUCGUGAAUGAGGGCAGCAACGUGACACUCAGCUGUUUGGCAAGUGGCCGACCGGACCCUCUAAUCACCUGGCGGCUGCUCAACCCCUCAGCUGAGCCACUAGAUGGAGAGGAGUACCUAGACAUUAUCGGCAUCAUGAGAAACCAAGCGGGUCGUUACGAAUGCAAAGCCAGCAACGACGUCGCCACACCUGAUGUCAAAUAUGUCAACGUGGUUGUCAACUACCCUCCAUCAAUAAGGAAAACCCAGAGCGCUGAGCCUCCGGUGGGCCGCCUGGGAACCCUGCAGUGCGAGGCUGCGGCUGUGCCCACACCAGAGUUUGAAUGGUACAGAGACGACAAAAGGCUGUCUAAUACCCAGGGCAUCAAUAUCCAGAUUAUUGGUGGCAACACUAUCCUCAUGAUUACCAAUGUCACCGAAGAAGACUAUGGGAACUACACCUGUGUGGCCGCAAACCGUCUGGGUGUUCAGAGUGCCAGCGUUUUCCUCUAUAGACCCGGGACAGGCCGAGACAUCAACGGCUCUGCUUGUGCAUCCGUAUCACUGUGGCUCCUGUUGGCCUCCUUCGCCUGCCUUUUCUUCAAGUGUUAAUACCAUCAUGCAGCUUUCUCGUUGACCCCCACCCCAGACCGCCCCGUACCCCCCCGCCCACCCAAACCCAACCCCGUCCCUCCCCCCGCCCCCUCCUCCUGCUCUUCAGCUCUCUGACGUGCUUGUCGCUACCUUAUUACCAACGCUGCCGCCUCCCCCCCCCCUGCAGACUGUUUGCAUCACGAUACAAAAAAAAAAAGAAAAAAAAAAACUUAUGUGCUCUGGAGCAUUCUUGAGCACGGCUAACAGAUACGAUAAGAAGCGACGGGUUGUGAAGGAGUGAAAUGUUUUGGCAACACAUAAAAACAGCGGAACGAUGGACAGAACAAGCAAACAGUGCUCUUACAAAGAUUUGUGUUGUUGUUUUUCAUUUGUAUGCACUAUUUUGUGUAACAUCUAGUUUUUGGGUCCGAUUUAUUUGUUUUUUUUUUCCUUAUAGUUUUUCAUGGGGCUAAACGCAGAAGCAACCCCCUCCCCCACCCAAAAAAAAAAACCUGGGGUACCAACAAUCAGCCCUGUGGAGUACAUCUUCCUUCUUUAGAUCUAUCACAUUAGCGUCGGUUUAAUCAGCGCGUUUAUUAGCAACAUGCAGAAUAUCUGCCAAAUAUACAUAGAGGUUUGAAACUGAUGCGCAGAACUCAAAGGGAAAAUGAAGGUAUCUGAUUUUUUUUUUGUUUUUCUGGGGGGGUGUGGGGGUAAAUGAGAGCUUGGUGUUGAAUGUGUUCAAUUAUAACUCGAUGCUACUUGGCUGGAACGCAGACAGCUCGCCUCUCUUCUUGGGCCGCCGCAGUCCAUCUUAGAAAGGAGGAUGCAGUGAGUGGAUCCUUCCGAGCUAAACCAUCCUUCACGUCCUCGUCCGGUGGCUUUGCUACUCCUUGCCUUUAUUAAGAGAAAAAAAAUGAACACACACACACACACACACACACACACACACAGGAAAAAAGGAAACCCCUGUAGGUUAUGAUUAUGCGUGCUGUACAUAGUUCAAUUUUGUAUCUCUCUUAGACGAGUUUUGCCACUGUAACGCCAGGAUUUCGGAGAACAUUCUCAUAGUGCGUGCUUGUAGCUGCUGAGGUUCAGGAUCGUUCUGCUCAUACAGCAGGAGUUUAAAGGGGGGGAAACCGAAAUUAGCAAGAAACCAACGAAUGACUUACCUUUAAGAUGUGCUCUUUCUCAACAUGGAUGUGUUUCACUAUGAAACGGCUUAAGAAAAUGUUCAUAACGACAUGUAUGCUGUUGGGGUGAAUUUGUUUUCUGUCUCCGUCUCGUUGGUUUCAGUUGUCCACAUCUAUACAGCACACUUCAAGCAAAUGACCUUCUGUAUGAUACCGAACACAUUUACCGGCACCCUCGGUACAGAUGUGUAGACAGCCUGCAAAUGAAUAAAACAAGCUUUUAUUGGCGCAAAAUGAUGUUUAACACAAAAAUAAAAAUUAUAAUAAUAAUAAUAAUAAUGAGUACAUUUAUUCAGUGUGGAAAAAAAUACCAUGUUCUAAAACAGUUGUUCUUCUCUUAUAAAUAGCAUAGCCAGGGAUCUUUUGUAGUGAAACGGGCCCACAGCAUGACAGAUCCUCCACCAUACAGAACAGUGGACAGGAGCGGCUUUUUCUAAAUAAUCAUCCCCUGUUUAAAGCUGGCCCCACCCUGACUGUUUGGUGUGAAAAAGAUUCAGCUUAGGGUCGUUUGAAGGGAGCACACAGUUGCAGUCAGUUACAGAAGAGCAAACUCAUGUUUAUAUGAGUUUGUGAUGGAAAAAAAGGAAAAGCUUCUUUUUUUUUUCUUUGCAUCCCUCCCAAACAGCCAGUAGGUUUAUAGAUGACAUAUGGUUGUUUGAAGACUCGUUGCCUCUCUUUGCUACUGUUCUCCAGCAGUGAGUGUUGGAGAUUUUUUUGACACAAAAAAAAA